GGCAUCGUAAAGAAGUGUGGCCGAACCGACGGCCUCAGUUCCCGGUGAGAUCCUGCCCGUCUGCCCGCGACCCCUGCCCGCGCCAAGCCUCGACCGCUCCCCGACCCCUGCCCACGGGUCUGUGCGUCCAGUGCCGGGGGCCGCAGCGGCAUGGAGGCGCGCUUCACGCGCGGGAAGUCUGCAUUGCUGGAGCGCGCACUGGCGCGGCCGCGCACUGAAGUGAGCCUGAGCGCCUUCGCGCUGCUCUUUUCCGAACUGGUGCAGCACUGCCAGAGCCGCGUCUUCUCGGUGGCUGAGCUGCAGGCCCGCCUGGCCGCCUUGGGCCGCCAGGUGGGCGCGCGCGUCCUCGACGCACUGGUGGCUCGGGAAAAGGGGUCCCGGCGGGAGACCAAGGUGCUGGGUGCGCUACUCUUCGUCAAGGGGGCCGUGUGGAAGGCGCUCUUUGGCAAGGAGGCUGACAAGCUGGAGCAGGCCAAUGACGACGCGCGCACCUUCUACAUCAUCGAGCGGGAGCCUCUCAUCAACACCUACAUCUCGGUGCCCAAGGAGAACAGCACGCUCAACUGCGCCAGCUUCACGGCCGGCAUCGUGGAGGCCGUACUCACACACAGCGGCUUCCCUGCCAAGGUCACGGCGCACUGGCACAAGGGCACCACGCUCAUGAUCAAGUUUGAAGAGGCCGUCAUUGCCCGAGACCGGGCCCUGGAGGGCCGCUGAGCCCAGGAGAUAAAGGAUGCAGAGAGCCCCUUU
Urocitellus parryii (Arctic ground squirrel) is the source of this 750-nucleotide messenger RNA. RefSeq names its product trafficking protein particle complex subunit 5 (gene Trappc5). The record is from RefSeq and is a predicted model, not a curated record. Gene Ontology annotation, biological process: endoplasmic reticulum to Golgi vesicle-mediated transport. NCBI's taxonomy places the organism in Eukaryota, Metazoa, Chordata, Mammalia, Rodentia, Sciuridae. Gene Ontology annotation, cellular component: TRAPPIII protein complex; TRAPPI protein complex; TRAPPII protein complex.